This is a messenger RNA of Cucurbitaria berberidis CBS 394.84, 972 nucleotides long. RefSeq names its product ras-domain-containing protein. The coding region runs from base 1 to 972 and encodes 323 amino acids. Gene Ontology annotation, molecular function: GTP binding; GTPase activity. The transcript has 4 exons. Gene Ontology annotation, biological process: regulation of endocytosis. Gene Ontology annotation, cellular component: endosome. NCBI's taxonomy places the organism in Eukaryota, Fungi, Ascomycota, Dothideomycetes, Pleosporales, Cucurbitariaceae. The record is from RefSeq and is a predicted model, not a curated record.
AUGGGGAGGAAUCGCGCGGCAUCGAAUGCCUCCACCAGGAGUGGUGAGCCGCCUAUACAAGAGCUGGGAAGCAUGUAUGACUACCUAGCAAAGAUUGUAUUGCUAGGGCCUAGUGGUGCGGGCAAGUCUUGUUUACUGCACCGCUUCGUAAAAAGCGAAUGGCGGGUCUUAUCCUCACAAACAAUCGGCGUCGAAUUCUCCUCGAAAAUCGUCCAUAUCUCCGACCGCAAAACGAAUUCAUCGUAUAGAAAGCGUAUAAAACUACAACUUUGGGAUACGGCCGGCACAGAGCGCUUUCGCUCCGUCUCGCGAUCCUACUACCGCGGAGCCGCCGGCGCGAUAUUAGUCUACGAUGUCAGCAGCUGGAGAAGCUUCGAACAGCUGCAAACGUUCUUGAAUGACGCGCGCGCCCUGGCAGGUCCAGAUAUAACGAUAAUACUCGCGGGCAACAAGAAUGAUGUCGUAGAUGGACCUCCAGCGGGCUCUGGACAAAGCUCAUUUGGAAGUUAUAGCAGUACACCGUCUUCAGAAAGCGGUCUUCCGCCACCAACGCCCUCUUCGCAAUCCUCGUACGCACCGUCCUUGAACACCAACCUCCACGCAUCAUACACAGUCGCACCCGAAGGCCGCGAAGUCCCCGCCGAAACAGCAUCGCGAUGGGCUGGACAGAAUGGAAUACCAGUCGCCGUCGAAGUAUCGGCACUGAACGGCGAGAACGUGGAGGAGCUGUUCAACCGGCUUGCAAGAAUGAUCUUAACCAAAAUCGAGCUAGCCGAGAUUGAUCCUGAUGAUCCGGCGAGCGGGAUACAAUAUGGAGACUUGGGGUGGGAUGAUGGCAGUGGAAGUAUCAAGAGCGGAUAUGGAGACGAUGGCAUGAGAUAUCGCAGGCGAGGAAAGAAGACGGGGACAUCAAGCGAAUGGGGUGACGUCUUCCGGUUAGGAGGCAGUAGGAGAAGAGGAGGCUGUUGUUGA